This is a messenger RNA of Chionomys nivalis (European snow vole), 693 nucleotides long. RefSeq names its product RNA-binding protein with multiple splicing-like. Bases 1 to 531 code for a protein of 176 amino acids. Gene Ontology annotation, molecular function: mRNA binding. NCBI's taxonomy places the organism in Eukaryota, Metazoa, Chordata, Mammalia, Rodentia, Cricetidae. The transcript has 2 exons. The record is from RefSeq and is a predicted model, not a curated record.
AUGUCGUCCACAAUAGACAAAAUAACCCACAUGAUCAUCUCUUUAGAUGUUGAAAAAGCUCUUGACAAAUUUCAGCAUCUCUUCAUUAUUAAAAGUCUUGGAGACAAUGAAGAAGCUGAGCCUGUAGGUUUUGUCAGUUUUGACAGUCGCUCAGAAGCAGAGGCUGCAAAGAAUGCUUUGAACAGCAUCCGCUUCGAUUCUGAAAUCCCGCAAACACUACGACUAGAGUUUGCUAAGGCAAACACGAAGAUGGCCAAGAACAAGCUCGUAGGGACUCUGAACCCCAGUACUCCAUUGCCCAACACUGUACCUCAGUUCAUUGCCAGAGAGCCAUAUGAGCUCACAGUGCCUGCACUUUACCCCAGUAGCCCUGAAGUGUGGGCCCCAUACCCUCUGUACCCAGCAGAGUUAGCGCCUGCUCUGCCUCCUCCUGCUGCUUUCACCUAUCCCGCCUCACUGCAUGCCCAGAUGCUCUGGCUCCCUCCCUCCGAGGCUACUUCUCAGGGUUGGAAGUCCCGACAGUUCUGCUGAAGGCUGUGUCUCGGGUGUGUGAUGGCGGCUGCAAUCUGUCUUGUGGGUAUUAAUGCGAUCUUCACUGGUGGCGACUGUCAUCCAGCUGUUCUGCAGAACUGGAGCUUUGCUGGUUUGAAAACGCCUUGCCCAGUUUUGAUCUCUUCAAGACUUUGCUACAGC